AAAGAGGAACUUUUUUUCUUGCAAUGCCGGUUUCUCCGGACAACAGAACUUCGCAAAAUUCACAAAAGAACACCUCAAGAGAACGAAAAACUACUUCACAGCCUCCUAAACUUGGCCUAACGGAUUUGCGGCACCACUGGGAGGCACCGGUGUGUCUGGCUACAGCAGAAAACACAUGGAAGAGAAAGAAAAGAAUGAGAAGACAGCAGAAGAGAUUGCAGCAAUUAAGAAAGCGCAGAAGCUGUUCCAGUCUUCCAAAGGUAAGAUCCGGACAGACGAAGGUUGAAACAGCACAACGUUUGGUGAGACGUAUCUUUUCAGUGAACACGUGUUUUUAUGAAAUAUGGCACAGAUCUUGUUUUGUAAUUUCUGUUUCAAUGUCGGCCUGUCUGUUAUUCUGUUAUCAUCGGAACUCUGCAUUUCUCAUAAUUUCUGUGACUCACACAUUGUUUAACAAAUAAUAGUUACUAAACGUGAAAUGGCAUGAGAUAAUUUGCAUUGUACAUAUAUAUAUAUAGAGAGAGAGAGACUUUAUGUAUAUAUUGAAAGCACGGUCUGUAGAUAUUGUAGCAUAGGGCCCACGGCCUAAGAAAUGUGAAAUAUAUAUAUAUUUGUGUACAAUACAUAUAUAUAUAUUAUUCAUGUAUAUCAGGACAUCAGUAAAGUUUAUCUUUUGUCAUUGUAUGGUGAAUCAUGUCCCUGCAUAAGCUAUGUAAACAGGAAUGCAUUUUGCAUUCAGUGUAUUCUGUGUUGUGCAAGUAAGUGAACACCUUUCUUUGAGUUGUUUAUGUAAGCUGUAGUAUCUAUUCAUGUUACCUCUUUAACACUUUAUUGCAUAGAAGUCUGUAAUAAUGCUUCAAAGCGAUAUAUUUUAAACUUUUUUUAGCUCUCCAGCCAAAUGUGAUGGAUGGCUUGCUCGCUAUACACCUCAUCGCCAAAGACCUGACCUCCGUCCCAGCCGAGGUGUUUAAAAACAGGGAUAUCGAAUGCCUUGUCCUGUCUACCAACAGGCUGACGAGCAUACCCGAGGAGAUAGGUCAACUACAGAAGCUCCAGGUUCUUAAACUUAACAACAACCUGCUGACAGAACUGCCGCAAGCAAUCACGACGCUACCUAACCUAAAGCACGUUGACCUGUCAAAGAACAGCAUUGACACACUGCCUAGUGGAUUCUCAACAUUAGACAUAUACGAACUCCACAUGCACAACAAUAGGUUCAAAGAGAUACCAGAAGAAAUUUGUUCACUACUACAGCUGAAAACCUUUUCUGUGGCAAGCAACCCCCUCAAGUGUCUCCCUGACAAAAUAUCCCAGCUUACAGGAUUGAGAAACAUGCACAUCGGCAGAUGUCAGUUGAAAGAGUUCCCCAGACAGGUGCUGCAGCUGGAGGGUCUACAGAGGCUAUACAUGGGGGCCUGGGCUGGGGAGGGCAAACAGUCACCUGUACCUGAAGAUAUCGGCAGACUGAAGAACCUACAAGUCUUGGAUCUGCAGAAUAGUGGCUUGGCGUCAUUACCGGAUAGUGUUAGGGAACUGGUGCAGCUGACGUACUUAAACAUCUCCGCAAACAAAUUCACAUCUGUUCCUGACUCAAUUAUGAACCUGCGCAAUAUCGAGAAGCUAGAAUUGUCACAUAACAGAAUUUCCCGCCUUCCCCUGACUCUUUGCCGAUUGGCCAAACUAAAGGGUGUGGGCAUCUCUGGAAACCCCCUGACAUACCCUCCUCCUGAUGUAUGUAAGAAAGGUACUGCCGACGUCACCGACGUCAUGGACUUCAUGAGAAGACAGUUGAAGGAAAAAGAGGAUGAGAAAGAACUAAGGAAAUGCUUCCAUCGUUUCUCGCAAAACGUGACUGAAACACGCGAGGUGGAAGAUCUGGGUGUUGCACUUGGACUUGCAGCAGAUGAGAUGACGUCCAUUAUCCAAGGUUCAAACAACCAAACCCCGAGUUACCAGGCCUAUAACAUGCUGUUGAAGUGGAUGGAGAAAGACCCAGAAGCGUCCAUGGACAAGCUUCGGCAGGAGCUGAGUGACUUUGGCAUGGACACGCUAACAGAGGACGUUGGCAGGAUCAAGGUUCAACCAGGUAAGCGACCGACAGAUACAACAGUUGGACCGGUAGCCAAGCGAUCAGCAGCCGGAGAGUCUUCUUUUGGCCGGCAUCAGGAGGAGCAGCUGACACAGCUACUAGAGGAAAACCGCACUUUGAGAGCCCUGGUGGAAGAACUACAAGGAAAGACGCCAAGAAGUCGAGGACCUGGAGCCAAGCCUGUGGUGUUGCUGCUCAACGAUGAGUAUGGAACUGCAAAGGGGGGCAUAUCCACUGUCCACUGCCAGAUGGCGGUCCUACUGGCUUCCAAUGGUGCAGAGGUCUAUUCUACAGUCCUGAGUGCCACAGAAGACGAUGAGAAGGAUGCAGCUACUAAUGGGGUUAAGCUGAUCUUUCCAACAACAUCCGAGCGAGACAAGAGAGAGCCCUGCCUUGAUUGGCUGACCUUUGACCAUAAGGCUCGUUACCCAGACCUCCCUCCAGUAGACUUCAUUGUUGGCCACGUGCCCAUCACAAGCCAUGCAGCAAGGCAGAUCAAGGAGCAACGAUUUCCUGACGCCAAACUCGUCCAAGUCACUCACGUGAUGCCAGAAGACACCAACCAGUACAAGAGUGAUGAGAGGGUGUUGAGCAUCGGCGACGAGCAGAAAAACAUUCUUGAAGACCUAGAACAUGCUGACGUGAUUAUCUCGGUAGGCCCAUACUUGCACGACUACUACAAGCAUGAGACGAGAGAUUUCGAACCUCACUUUGAGUUCCUGCCUAAGCCAUCCGACAUCUUCAGCACAGCAAAGGUCAAAUACGUCGAUGCCGGCGUUAAAGUAGUGUUGUCCAUCGGCAGGGUCAAGGGUGUGGAGAGGCUGAAAGGCUACGACCUGGCUGCAAAGUCCGUGGGCAAGGUGAUCGUAGCACUACCCAACACUAAAUGGCGAGCCCGCGGCAUCUGUGCUGAUGAUUUCCAGGAGAGCAGGGACAUCAUCCAGGCCAACGCGGGUAACAUCCAUUUCACCCCCCUGAAGUACGGCACACAGGAGGAGCUGCGCAAGGACAUGGAAAAGGCAAACGUCGUGCUGAUGCCGUCACGUGCAGAGCCAUUCGGACUGGUUGGUCUGGAGGCCAUCGCUGCAGGAGUGCCCGUCCUGGUUUCCCACAAGUCUGGUCUUGCAAAGUUUCUGACGAAACAAGACCCCGAGUUUGACCGCACGAUCGUAGAGAUCGAAGAUGAUGACGAUGAGGCCGCCAAAACCCUGGCCAAGCGCAUAAUCAAGAUCCUGACGGAUGGACACAGAGAGUUUCAGGCCGCACAAAGGUUAAAGGAGAGGCUUUUGGCCUCAAAGUACUGGGCUGUUUCACACACCAGUUUCCUCGAAACCUUUGGUCUGGAAGGCUAGCUUCUAACCUCAUUGCUUUUGUACCUACCAACAUAUUACAUCUGCCUGUUGAUGGUUUCUUUUGAAUUUAUGUCAAGGCGUUCAGAACCCAUAAAUAUUCCUAGGUACAAAUCUUCACUAUUGAUGACCGUUAUGUCGAUGUCAUCUUUCUACCUAUUCAUACAUUCUGAACUCUUGCAAACAUGACAAUGAGGAAAACAAUUGAUAUAACAUAACAUCCCACGUUUUGUCAUUUAGAAGAGAAGAAGCUUGUAAUCAUAUAGGCCUACGGACUCUUGUACUUACAUCCCAUUCCAUUUUCAUUGGCAAUGGAAAUAUUACAUUCUAGCUGGAUUCCAUAUCAUACUGUAUAUGAUAUAGAGUUGGCAGAAUCUAGUACAAAAGUAUGAUUUUAGAGUUGAUUACAAUUGGUGCUAUGUGAGUAUUCUGUUGAUCCUAUCGUAAUUGUAGGGGCUGAUUGAUGUCUUUAUAUUCUUAUAUUUAUAGAAUGAUGAUUAUAAAGCUUCUAAUAAAAUUGCAAAGCUUGUAAUAAUAAUAAUACUCUAAACAGUCUUUAUAGAAGGUCGUUAUUAGAACUUUGUGACAAAUCUAUUUUUACUUGAAGGAUGAAACAUGAUAAUUGUUUAUUGCUUUUUUAGUAAUACUUUCUGUAUACCGCAUCGACUGUUGUGGUAGGGAAUUCACUAUGUAACCAGCAGCCAAUAAUUGUCAGUUGUUAUAAAUGACCUCAUAUAAAGCAAGAAGUUUUAUGUUAUUUUUUUUCAUAUCUUAAGAAGGAGAACUUG
Molecule: messenger RNA, 4226 nt
Organism: Branchiostoma floridae (Florida lancelet)
Lineage: Eukaryota; Metazoa; Chordata; Leptocardii; Amphioxiformes; Branchiostomatidae
Exons: 8
Coding region: 904-3441 (845 amino acids)
Biological process (GO): proteolysis; apoptotic process; signal transduction
Cellular component (GO): cytoplasm
Molecular function (GO): protein binding
Source: RefSeq, a predicted model, not a curated record